CAGAAACGACACCGUCGCGAGAAAGUGUAGUCUAUAUAACGGAUCCAUCAGCAGCCAAGAGGUACGAACUCGGGCGCUUCUCAAACUCCAAGCAAUUCGACCAGAAGUUCAGAAAUCAAACGUCACUCUCUCAAACAAUGGAAAGCGAAGGCCGAGAACCCAAUCCCAACGACGACAGCCACCCCAACAAGGACGAUGACGGCGGCAGAGAAGCCAUAAUCACGUCCUUCCGCGAGAUCACCUCCGCGACCAGAGAGGAAGCCAUCUUCUUCUUAGAGAUCCACAAAUUCGACCUCGACGCCGCCGUUUCGACCAUCCUCGACGACGUCGUCACCACCACCAACAACAACAAAGAUAACGAUAACAAUGAAAAUGCUAACGAUGAUACUGACGCCGUCGUCACGCAGUCGCUGCCGUCGGAUCCGGAGUCGCCGGAGUACUGUCCCACGCCGUCUAGGUCCCGGUCUCCGUCGCCGUCACGGGCUGCGUACGAGCUCCGGUCGCGGCGGGAAAAGAAGGAGGAGAAGAAGAAGAAGAGGAAGAACGACGGACCGUCGCACGGAAGACGUAGUACACGUGGCAACGUUCGUACGCUCUCGGAUCUGAAACGGCCAGCUCGGGACGAGUCCGAUAGCGACGACUCCGAUGAGCCUCAGGAGUACUACACCGGUGGCGAGAAGAGUGGAAUGCUUGUCCAAGAUCCCACCAGAGGCAAUGAUGUGGAUGCAAUCUUCCGUCGAGCCAAACAGGUGGCUAUAGAACCUCCUGAUUACCUUCAACCAUCUUCAAGCUCUAAAAGUUUUACUGGAACAGCUAGAUUACUCUCUGGAGAGACGGUGUCAUCUGCACCUGAGCCCCCUGAAGUUGUCACCCACACCAUCACUUUCUGGAGAAAUGGGUUCUCCGUGAAUGAUGGUCCUUUGCGGAGGUUAGAUGAUCCUGAAAAUGCAUCCUUCUUGGAGAGCAUCAAGGACUCCAAGUGUCCAGAGGAGCUUGAACCCGCAGAUAGGAGAACUUCUGUACAUGUUGAUCUCGAGAAGCGGGAUGAAAACUAUCCUGAGCCAGCGAAGCAAGUGAAGCGCUACAUACCUUUUGAGGGAGUGGGAAGAACUAUAGGUAGCAGCAGCACCACCGCCCCUGCUGCCUCCGAACCCACCGAUGCUGCCCCUUCCCUCAACACUGCCCCAUUGCCAUCGAUGGGUUUAGUGGUCGAUGAGUCAUCACCGUCAACUUCUAUUCAGCUAAGAUUGGCGGAUGGUACGCGUAUGGUUUCUCGCUUCAACCACCACCAUACAAUAAGAGACAUCCGUGAUUUUCUCGACGCAUCGAGACCAGGCAGUGCUAGAACUUACCAGCUGCUGACAAUGGGGUUCCCUCCCAAACAACUUGCUGAUCUGGACCAGACUAUAGACCAGGCUGGCAUAGGCAAUUCAGUUGUCAUCCAGAAAUUCUAGCUAUUUGCUUUGGUGCUAACACGUUUUGCGUUAGCCUUCUUUAUAUCGUUGACAAAAACUUGAUUCAUUCCAUGUUAUACAUAUGAUUUGAUUCAGAAGU
This is a messenger RNA of Corylus avellana, 1554 nucleotides long. RefSeq names its product plant UBX domain-containing protein 4. Gene Ontology annotation, cellular component: nucleus; cytosol. Gene Ontology annotation, biological process: proteasome-mediated ubiquitin-dependent protein catabolic process; Golgi organization; membrane fusion. Lineage: Eukaryota; Viridiplantae; Streptophyta; Magnoliopsida; Fagales; Betulaceae. The record is from RefSeq and is a predicted model, not a curated record. Gene Ontology annotation, molecular function: ubiquitin binding.